GUCUUGGCCCGCGGGUAGUGGGAACAGACUGCUGCUGCCUCGGGACCGGCAGUCAUGGCUCCGGGUUGGCCGCGUCCUCUGCCGCAGAUCCUCGUGUUGGGACUCGGGUUGGUGCUGAUGCGCGCCGCGGCCGGGGAACAGGCACCAGCCCCCUCCCCAGGCACCGCCCCAUGCUCUAGCGGCAGCUCCUGGAGCGCGGAUCUCGACAAGUGCAUGGACUGCGCUUCAUGUCCAGCGCGACCACACAGCGACUUCUGCUUGGGAUGCGCAGCGGCACCUCCUGCCCCCUUCAGGCUGCUCUGGCCCAUUCUGGGAGGCGCUCUUAGUCUGGCCUUGGUUUUGGCGCUGCUUUCUGGUUUCCUGGUCUGGAGACGGUGCCGGCGGAGAGAAAAGUUUACUACCCCCAUAGAGGAGACUGGUGGAGAGGGCUGCCCAGGUGUGGCACUGAUCCAGUGAGGAGCGCCCGCGCUGGUGCCCACUCAUCGUCCAUUCAUUCAUUCUGGAGCCAGCCUGGCCCUCCAGACACAGCCCGAGCCAGACUCUUCCAACCGCAAGGGGGUGGGGCGAGGUGGUGAUUCACCUCCAAAGGCUGGGCUUAGGGUUCAGGGGAGCCUUCUAAGGUGUCUAGAUUGCCCUGUCUCUGGUUCCAGGGCAGAGAGCCUCAGGCUGGGUCACAAAGCAACACAUACUAAGGAACUGCAGCAUUUGCACAAGGGGGUCUCUUGCUCCCCCCAAAUCCUGGAGGCCUGGCUGACUUGGGGAGCAGACACACUAGGUCCCACUCUCUCAGAUGGGCUGAAAUUCAACUACACUUGAGUUUCAGUCCUGGGAGUUGGUCAGGUUUAGCGACCUGUUCUUAACACUAAGGGGCUGGCCCUCUGGGAGGGCUGGCCCUAAUGCAAACACACAACCCAUCCCCUAAUUGGGGGGGGGGAUAUUUAUUUGGGGGAUAAAGUUUGGAGGGGAGGGAGAAUUUAUUAAUAAAAGAAUCUUUAACUUUAAA
This is a messenger RNA of Peromyscus maniculatus bairdii (prairie deer mouse), 1003 nucleotides long. NCBI's taxonomy places the organism in Eukaryota, Metazoa, Chordata, Mammalia, Rodentia, Cricetidae. The record is from RefSeq and is a predicted model, not a curated record.